AUGGCCCUCGUCUCCCUCUGGGUCUCCUCGCCCGACACCCACUCCGAGCGCAGAUGGAGCCCACGCCUGACGAUCGCCGAGCUCAGGGCCAAGCUCCAGCCGAUCACCGGCAUCCCCGCCGCAUCCCAGAGACUCGCCCUCAGCCUCCACCCGGCCAGCACCCACUCCAUCCCGCUCGACAACGACCAGCUGAGCCUGGCAGACUAUGGCCUCCAAGACGGCGCCACCAUCGAUGUCGUCGACUCCGAUCCCCGUGCCGCAUCGCAAGCCGGCCAGUACAACGACGUGAGCCAGGUCGACAAGUUCGAACUGCCCAAGGAGGAAUACGAGAAACGACCGGACAGUCUGCUGGCCUUCAAGAUGCGAAACAAGCUCGGCAGAUUCAACGACGCCGACCCCGCCGAGCAACCAGCAGAGCCAGCCCCACCCAGCCAGUCUGAAUUGCUCGGCCGAUACCCCCCAGGAUCCCGCUGCCAGCUCGUCAGCCGAUCCAGCACAGCCGACGCCUUGCCGGCUCGGGGCACACUCAGAUUCGUGGGCCCAGCCGAGUUCAACCAGAAGCAUCCGUUCUGGAUCGGCGUCGAACUGGACGAACCAAGCGGAAAGAACGACGGCUCGGUCGAUGGCCAUCGUUACUUCACUUGUCCCCCCUCCCGCGGCAUCUUUGUCCAGCCGGAUCGGAUCCAGAUCGGCGAUUUCCCUCCGAUCGACUUCCUCCAAGACGAUGAAAUCUGA
Molecule: messenger RNA, 735 nt
Organism: Puccinia triticina
Lineage: Eukaryota; Fungi; Basidiomycota; Pucciniomycetes; Pucciniales; Pucciniaceae
Exons: 5
Coding region: 1-735 (244 amino acids)
Biological process (GO): tubulin complex assembly; cytoplasmic microtubule organization; post-chaperonin tubulin folding pathway
Cellular component (GO): microtubule plus-end; cytoplasm; nucleus
Molecular function (GO): alpha-tubulin binding; microtubule plus-end binding
Source: RefSeq, a predicted model, not a curated record